AGUAACAACUUAUGUGUAUAAGAAAAUGAUGCAGUUCUACAGGUGCCUGUUGCUUUUACUGUGGUUUUUCUCAGUUCCAGAUAAGGCAGAUGGAAUGGAGGAAAAUGCAGCACGAUUGGGCACAACCACCCAGUCCUCAUUAUAUUAUGGCUGGUAUCCCCAGUAUGUUAUCGAUGGUAUACGCACCAGCUGUUCUCAUACUCUACAACAGACCAACCCUUGGUGGAAAUUGGACCUGCUGAAGACUUACAGUGUGAACCGAGUGCUCAUCACUAACCGAAUACAAGUUCCAGAGAGGUUAAACGGGGCACAGAUUCGUGUUGGAAAUGAUGGUACAAGCCUUUACAGCAACCCCAUAUGUGCUGUAAUUCCCAGUAUUCCAUCAGGUGAGACCGACACAUACUCAUGUCAUGGAAUGGAAGGACGUUAUGUGUAUGUAGUUAUUCCUGGAGAUUCCAAGUUCCUAACUCUCUGUGAGGUAGAAGUCUAUGGGGUUAUGCCAGGAAAUUUGGCAGUAGGACAAAAUGCAACACAGUCGUCAACAAAUGGCCUCUGGUUUGCAGAACAGGCCAUCGAUAGUAAUCGAGGUCUCUUGAAGUCAUCAUCCGCGUGCUCCUCAACAAACAGUGAGAAUUACCCAUGGUGGAGGCUGGACCUGCGUCAUGUGUACGAAGUUAGCAGAGUGGUCAUCACUAAUAGAGUAGAUUGCUGUCCAGAAGAAAUAAAUGGAGCAGAGAUUCGCAUUGGAAACUCUUUGGAGAGCAAUGGCAACAUCAACCCCAUAUGUGAUGUGAUUUCUAGCAUUCCAGCUGGUGUGUCCACCACCUUCUUCUGUAACAAUAUGGAAGGUCGCUAUGUGAAUCUGAUCAUUCCUGCUGAUUCAAGGGUUCUCACUCUGUGCGAGGUGGAGGUAUACGGUACAGGUCCCCUUUUAAAGGAAUCAUUUAUGAAGAUACAUUUUAAGUACAGUGCAAGUCUGACUGAACCUGCAAUUCAAGUCAACAUACUUACACAGCUUGAAACCGCCCUGGCUAAAGUAGGGAUAUCUGACGUGGUGUUGCGUUGGUCUAUGUUACCCAAAUCGGAAGUCCAGAAUCAAGCUAAACAAGAUCAAUGUGUCCGAGAUAACUAGGGAUUGGAAAAUCUAAAUUCUCUUUGGGACAGCUUCAAUGUUCUCUUUCAUUUACAUUGGCUUAAAUAUUCUCUGUUCCUCUCUAUCAUUUACAAUGUAUGGGAUUUACAAUGAAACUUUUCACUUAAAUUUAUUUUUUUUAUUUUAGAUCCAUUUCUUGCAUUAGAUCUGCUUCUUUUUCAUCUAAUUUUAUUAUAUAUGUAAAGUUCAAUUUCAUUAAUAUAGUGAUUGCAGAAGUUAUUUUUUAGUUUGUUCACUAUUUAAUAAUAAGUUACUUUUGCUUGAAUAACACAUGACUGAAUAGUAAAGUUAUUUACUACUAAUUUAUGAUGUUUAUGUAUUUGGUGUGCUCACCACUAGUUUAGAUUUAUUAAAAGAGCAAACCAUAGUGUAGUACACAGGGUGAAAAAGUGUCACAACCUUCAAGGUGUCAUGAAGGUGUCCUUGUAUGCAGUGACAAAAAGGGAUACAACACAUUGGAUGAAUGCUCAAAAAAGAUGUUUUAAUAAAGGAAAAUAGUAACAUAAAUUUAAUUUUAAGGUCUGCAGCAUUCUGGCACGUUCUUGUAUUGCUUUGAUCUCAAUUUGACAAACUCUGUAUACAAAAUACAGUAUCCAUGCACAAAUCUAUAUCAAUUAACAUGACAAUGCAAUUGUCAAAACACUGUAUGUGUAUUACACUCUAAGCAAUUUCCAUAAACUUAUCAAAUCAAUUAGACGAUUGUUCUGCGUCUAUACUGUAUGUGCUUCACUAAAUAUUUCAGUUGGACAAUUUCAGUUUAGAAGUUCCAAACCUUUAACAUACUGCAGAAUUCUUUCAAUAUCACAAAAACAUGAAUUCAGGGGAAUCACAGAUUAAUAUUACUUUUUAAAAUGUAAUUAAACGUGGACAAAAUGCAUAAAAAAACUCAAUAUAACACAAAAUACAGCUCAACAUUUUAAUCAGUCACAAAAUUCACAUGAAAUAUCUGUAAUUGCAUUAUAUUUCUUUGUCUGAAAUAACAUUUUAGCAAUAUAAUGAAUUUUAAAAUCGUGCAUAAAACAAUCAAUUUCAAAUCAGCUUACAUUUUAUACGCAAUAUAAAUCAUUGAUACCACGAAUGCAAGGAUGGAGUGGUGAGAAAUAAUAUCAAAGAUGAAUACAAGGAUUACAGCCAAAAGGUCAAAGCAAUUGAAGAAAGCACCACAAUGCUGCAGAUCUUAAUGUAAAACUUAAUUUAAAUGCAGAUCUUAAUGUAAAGCUGUUUUAUGUAUCAAUGUUCGACAAAAUUGGCAUUUAAGAGACCCAUAAAGGUUUAAUAGAUGCAUUUCUAUGCCCAGCCUUAUGUAUUUGAACUGGAGUACUCAGAAAUCAAACAAAGAGAUUGAAGAGCCUAAAAGACAGCCAGUCACACCGUGUCUUAACCGGACAUCUAACAACAUGCAAUAAAAGGUAUAAUUUCUAUGUUAGAGUUUUUGUACUAAGCAGCCGCGACAAGCGAUGAGACAUUCUGUUGAUCGCUUGGUUUCUGUUUUUAGCGUUGCACAGUGAAGCCCCAUCUGCUAUGAACUGAUACCUGUCCAAUACCUGUCAUAAAAAAAUAUUGAAGCAGCAUAUCAUGAGCCGGUUAAAAACAAGUUGAUUUUGGCUGAGAAUGUUACACCUAACCGACUGUUUUUCUGAGGUCUUGCUCUCUUCAGGCGGAGAUUUGUCACAAACACACACACACACACACACACUGGUUCAGCAUGGAGAAGAAGUGACACUUACUG
Myxocyprinus asiaticus (Chinese sucker) is the source of this 2882-nucleotide messenger RNA. RefSeq lists its product as uncharacterized. The transcript has 9 exons. NCBI's taxonomy places the organism in Eukaryota, Metazoa, Chordata, Actinopteri, Cypriniformes, Catostomidae. The record is from RefSeq and is a predicted model, not a curated record. Bases 26 to 1132 code for a protein of 368 amino acids.